AUGGUGCUGCGUUCGUGUGCUUAUACCCACGAGCAUAAUGGUCAGGUAGAACAUAGGUACCGUCAUAUUGUGGAAACUGGUCUUGCGUUGCUGGCUCAAGCGUCUGUUCCCUCUCGUUAUUGGGACUACGCGUUUGAGACAACGGUUUACCUUAUUAACAAGAUGCCCACGCAGACAGUCUAUAUGAAGCAACCUCCGUGGUAUGAAGACAAGUCGACUCCGGAUCAUCUUUAUUUGAUUGUCUAUGUAGACGAUAUUCUGGUAAUAGGCUCAGACUUCUCUCGGGUGGUUGGUCUUCUGGUACAGUUGGCUUCUGAGUUCAAGAUUCGUGACAUUGGUACUCCUUCACUCUUUUUGGGAAUUGAGACUGUUCCCUGGCGUGAUGGUUUAUUGUUGUCUCAGCAGCGGUAUAUGCAGGAUAUAUUGAAGCGUGCUGGAAUGGUCGAUUGUAAGCCCCUUGUCACGCCGGUCUCUCUGGUCGCGUCAUUGGUUACUUCCACCACUCCCUAUGCUGAUCCCACGCAGUAUAGGAGUCUUACCGGUACCUUGCAGUACUUGACAGUCACGCGUCCGGAUCUCUCAUUUGCUGUGAAUCGGCUUUGUCAGCAUAUGCAUUCCCCUACCACUGAGCACUGGAGUCUGCUCAAGCGGGUCUUACGAUAUGUAAAGGGCACUUUACAUUUUGGCUUGCAUAUCCGUCGGUCUGUUUCCACUGAGUUGCAUGCCUUUUCUGAUUCGGAUUGGGCUGGUGAUCCGGUUGAUCGAAAAUCUACGAGUAGUUUUGCCAUUUUUCUGGGUGGUAAUCUUGUGUCGUGGACUUGCCGUAAGCAGAAAACUAUGGUGCGAUCAUCCACUGAGGCUGAGUAUAAGGCGCUUGCAGAUGUGUCUGUAGAGGUAACUUGGUUGGUUUCAUUGAUGCGCGAGCUUGGAGUUUGUUUGACUGUGCCUCCGUCUCUGUGGUGUGACAAUUUAGGAGCAACAUAUUUGUGUGCCAACCCGGUAUUUCAUGCGCGCACGAAGCAUGUGGAGAUUGACUACCACUUUGUUCGUGACAAGGUUGUCCGGAAGGAGCUUCUCGUCAAAUUCAUCUCUACUAAGGAUCAGAUUGCAGAUGUUUUUACUAAGGCUCUUCCUGGUCUACGUUUCUCGUUUCUUCGUGGCGAGCUCAACGUUGUCUCGCGUCUACCUUGUGCUUGA
This is a messenger RNA of Ipomoea nil (Japanese morning glory), 1197 nucleotides long. RefSeq lists its product as uncharacterized. Gene Ontology annotation, molecular function: nucleic acid binding. The transcript is spliced from 4 exons. Lineage: Eukaryota; Viridiplantae; Streptophyta; Magnoliopsida; Solanales; Convolvulaceae. The record is from RefSeq and is a predicted model, not a curated record. The coding region runs from base 1 to 1197 and encodes 398 amino acids.